Messenger RNA from Debaryomyces fabryi, 1398 nucleotides. RefSeq names its product argininosuccinate lyase (gene ARG4). The transcript has a single exon. The record is from RefSeq and is a predicted model, not a curated record. Gene Ontology annotation, molecular function: argininosuccinate lyase activity. Gene Ontology annotation, cellular component: cytosol. Lineage: Eukaryota; Fungi; Ascomycota; Pichiomycetes; Serinales; Debaryomycetaceae. The coding region runs from base 1 to 1398 and encodes 465 amino acids.
AUGUCAAAAGAACAACCAGCUGAAAGUAAAUUGUGGGGUGGUAGAUUCACCGGUGCUACUGAUCCAUUAAUGGACUUAUACAAUGCUUCAUUGCCAUAUGACAAGAGAAUGUUUGAAGCAGACUUAAAUUGUACAAAAGUUUAUACACAAGGAUUAAAUAAGAUUGGGUUGAUUAGUGAUGAAGAGUUGGUGGCUAUUCACAAAGGAUUAGGCGAGAUCCAAAAAGAAUGGGAGGCUGGCACCUUUGUUGAAAAGCCUGGAGAUGAAGAUAUUCACACUGCUAAUGAAAGAAGAUUAGGAGAAAUUAUUGGUAAACACAUUGCAGGAAAAGUUCACACUGGUAGAUCUAGAAAUGACCAAGUUGCUACUGACAUGAGAAUCUAUGUCCGUGAAAACUUGACCAAGUUGCUUGAAUUUUUGGCAGGAUUCAUUAAGACCAUUUCUAAGAGAGCCAAAGAAGAAAUUGAUGUUUUGAUGCCAGGGUACACUCACUUGCAAAAAGCGCAACCUAUUAGAUGGUCUCAUUGGUUAUCCAUGUAUGCUACAUAUUUCACCGAAGAUUACAAGAGAUUGAAGCAAAUCUUGGAAAGAGUCAACCAAUGUCCCUUAGGUGCUGGUGCUUUAGCUGGUCAUCCUUACGGUAUCGAUAGAGAAUUUUUAUCCCAAGGAUUGGGUUUUGAUUUCCCUAUCGGUAACUCAUUGACUGCUGUCAGUGAUCGUGAUUUUGUUGUUGAAACUUUAUUCUGGUCAACUUUAUUCAUGAAUCAUAUUUCUCGUUUCUCAGAAGAUUUGAUUAUCUAUUCAACAGGUGAAUUUGGAUUUGUUAAGUUAGCUGACGCUUACUCUACAGGUUCAUCAUUGAUGCCACAGAAAAAAAAUCCUGACUCCUUAGAAUUAUUGAGAGGUAAGUCGGGUCGUGUUUUCGGUUCCUUAUCUGGUUUCUUGAUGUCUAUCAAGUCCAUACCUUCUACUUAUAACAAGGAUAUGCAAGAAGACAAGGAACCAUUAUUUGAUGCCUUGACUACUGUUGAGCACUCCGUUUUAAUUGCUACUGGUGUCAUAUCAACUUUAGCCAUUAACAAAAACAAGAUGAGAGAAGCUUUAACUAUGGACAUGUUGGCUACUGAUUUAGCUGAUUAUUUGGUUAGAAAGGGAGUCCCAUUCAGGGAAACCCAUCAUAUUUCUGGUGAAUGUGUUAGAGUUGCAGAGGAUUUGAAAUUAUCCGGAAUUGACAAGUUAUCUUUACAACAAUUCAAGGAAAUCGAUGAAAGAUUCGGAGAUGAUGUUACGGAUGUUUUUGAUUUUGAAGUUAGUGUAGAAAGAAGAACUGCAAUCGGUGGUACUGCUAAAUCUGCUGUCUUAAAGCAAUUUGAUCAAUUAGAAGCUGAAUUAAUAUAA